GUAUAUAUAUGGUGCCGUUGUCUGGUGAACGUUCAGUGCCCCAGUCACCCCGGACAAACAGAGCAGAUAUGUGGUCUUCUGUGGUUUUCGUGCUCCUUGUGGCAUCGGUGAGGGCGGAUGCUGAUGCAGACCCUGUAGCAGACGCCGAUGCAGACGCUGAGCCUUUCGUGCCAUAUGUGUACCCGCAGUUCAACUUUGGAAACAAUUGGGCUGCUGUACACUUUGCCCAACCACAUGAGAUUCUGGACACCAAAGUAGCUAAACCGGAAGAAGACGCAACUCACCGCCCGAGUUUUGGUUUUACUCCUGUCGCGGUGGCCCACAAUCCAUUGCUGGCCAUCAGAGAUGUCCAGGCGCCAACUGCUUCCAUUCUGCAGCUAAGGAAACCAGGCGAAAGCCACGAUGUCCAAGUCCUCCGUCAGCCAGCCAUGGUGUUUGGACCGCCCCUCUUCUUCCAGACUUCGCAUAUCAGAGUGCCUGACCAUGAUCAGAAAGAACCCACCCCUGUGCCUGUGGCAGUCGCCCCUUCGAGUAUACCCUUCGCCAGCCAGCACACUGCUCAAGUCAGCCCCAUUGUGCCUUUCCCGUCCUUCACGACCUUCAUUGGAAAUAUCCCGCUUCACGUUCCUCUCACAGCCCCAUCCUACGCUAUCCAGCACUCGGCCCAAGUUCCAAUCAUCCCAAGCGCCAUCUUACAUAAAGUUAGCGACGAUGAUGAUGAUGAUGAUGAAGACGACGAUGAUAAUGAGCUGAAUAUUGUUUACGUUCGCCAUUUCCCUACUCAACUGGCCAGUCUGCCUAAUUUACGGGUUGCCGGAAACGAGCAAGUCAUUCCAGCGGGAAUCGUUCAGUCCACACAGCCAAUCAUCAAGCCAGUGGCAUUCAAGAAUUCCAAAGCCCACCCUGAUCUUCUGGGGAAGGUUCAGAAUACCAGAAGUGCUGGCGUGAUUGCUGCUUGAAGUAACGUGCAUCAUUAUAUUUAAAGGAAUUUUCCAUGAAGCAGCUCACCCAUCUCUCGUCGGCGCUGAUAAUUCUAUCAGUUGUCAAAAAAGUUCUGAAUAGUUAUUAGCUGCCAUGUUUACCGAACAACGCCAAACGAAAUAGUUUUUAUCAAAACUAAAAUUCCUUCAGUCAUUUAGUCAUAAACGUAUAAAAUGUUCAAAGUUACCAAUUAAGGGGUAAGAAUAACUUUUAAGGAUUCCAAACAACAAUGGGUUUAUUUUGUUCAUGUGGAAUGAGGAUAUGUGUUCGAUGUAAAAUUAUAUACUACAGAUAAAGAAAAAAAAACGAGAGGACAA
Macrobrachium nipponense is the source of this 1298-nucleotide messenger RNA. RefSeq lists its product as uncharacterized. The transcript has 2 exons. The record is from RefSeq and is a predicted model, not a curated record. Bases 9 to 959 code for a protein of 316 amino acids. Lineage: Eukaryota; Metazoa; Arthropoda; Malacostraca; Decapoda; Palaemonidae.